Rhinolophus ferrumequinum (greater horseshoe bat) is the source of this 1968-nucleotide messenger RNA. RefSeq names its product coiled-coil domain containing 116 (gene CCDC116). Gene Ontology annotation, cellular component: centrosome. The transcript has 4 exons. NCBI's taxonomy places the organism in Eukaryota, Metazoa, Chordata, Mammalia, Chiroptera, Rhinolophidae. Bases 1 to 1968 code for a protein of 655 amino acids. The record is from RefSeq and is a predicted model, not a curated record.
AUGACCAGCUGCCGCCACCACUCCGGAUACUUGGCGGAUGACGAGGCCGGCCACACCACGUACCUGGCUCGGGUGCAGCCACCUAAGAAGCCAGCAUUCCCAGAAAUGAGGCAAGCCUCCAAGCUGGGCCACAUGCCACACCCACCGUCAAAGUACAGCCCCAGCUCAGCGCUCCACAAGCACCACCGAAACUGGAGGGACCCUCGGCCCUUUGGUACAUUCCUGGAUUUCCUUGUCAAGGGCCAGGUGCUGGACAGCCUACAGACGGUGGUGGAUAAGGCAACUGAGCGCAUAGCCACCAUGAAGACAGAGGCUGGGGUGCCCCUGGUGGAGGUGCAGGACCCAGUGGAGGUGCCAGCAGGAGGGCGGCGGGUUCGUGCCAGGCCCAGCCUCAGUACCAUGCACCGACACCUUGUCCGGCCCAGCCUCUGCACUGGGAACCCCAACAACUACCCAUCCUGUUCCAGCUCCAUGUCCGAUUCCCAUAGCAACUUCACAGCUGGCUGGCACGGCUCCCAUAGCCGGGACAGCGACCUGGGCUACAACGGCUUGGGCCCACUGCCACCCAUGAAGGACAAACUCCUGCAGGAGAAGAGCCUCAAACGACUGUUGCAGCUGGAGAACAGAGGGAAAAGCCUGGGGCAGUUCUGCUCACAGCGGGACUCCCUGCUGUGGGACUCAAUGGGCAGCCAAUCCAGCAGCCAGUGGACCCCGGAGCAUCCCCUUUUGGGGUUCUCAAGCCUGCUGGGCUCAAGCUUGGGCACUCCUGAAGCGUCAGAGCUGGGGCCUGGAAAGCGGGAGCUGAUCUUCCUCAAGCAAGAGUUCAACAAGGAGAUCAAUUCCUUGCUGAGCCAGCCAGCUUCCCUCGACCUGCCUGGAUACUGUUCUCUCCGAGAGCCCCAUCGCACCCUGGACUUCCUGGCUGAGCACCACCUCUUCCCUGCCCUACAGAGAGUGGUCAGCCAGGCUGUGGACAAGCUCAGUGGCGCCUGCCUCCACAAUGGCUGCCCUCUCUUUCCGUCAGAAUGGGAGCCCACCACAAAGCCGAACUUGAACUCUGACUCGAACUCGGAAGUCACACCUGACUCCAAGUGGGCCACAACCGAUCAAGGGGAGGAGCGCUAUGAUUACCCGCUCCCCACCACUGCCUCCAGCCUCAGGAUGGUUCACAGAAAGAGCACCAAGUCCAGAGGAUGGGACAAGCCAAAGGAAGAUGUUUCUUCCAUGUCUAGUGACCAAGAGGCCACCAGAAUCAGGCUCAAGAGUCACAUCUUCACGAAGAAGAAGCCACUGCCCUCCAUCGCAUCCGAAUCCACUGUGUCCCACUUCUUCGAUCCCAGGUAUGAGGAGCUUGUCAACUACUUGAUGGAGCAGGCUGUCUCCUUGCUUGUCAGUAAGUAUAAGUUUGAGAGGAACCUCACCAAGCAGCUGGGCUUCAUCUCCUUCCCUGUCACUGAGACACUAAUGGACCUCUUCCUGGGCUUCAAGAAGGUGAAGGGCUCCCAUAUCCGCCUGUCCUCGAAGGUUGACUGGAGCUGCCUGCUGCACAAGCUGGAGGAGGCCCAGUGGGCCGGGCAGGUAUCCCGGCCAGUGUCUCAGUCCAUGUCCCUGAAGGCCUCCCAUCACAAGGCCUCCAAGCGCACUACCUCCCACAGUGGCACUACCCACCACAGCACCUCCCAGCACAGCACGGAGUCCCCCUCCACAUUGCCCAAGCCAGCCACUGUCGUGGAUCAGGAGGUGGCCGCAGAGCCCUGCCUCCACACUGAGUCGCUGGGCCCCCAGCUGUCCACCCCUCAGGAAAACAGUACAGCUGAGGAAGCAGUGGACAUGGGCGAGAGCCCGAGCAGUGAGAAUGAGGAGGAAGAGACUACAACUUCUUUGGGGGUGAGAGAUCCAGAGUCCCCCCAAGCCUCAAGGGGAGACCACUCGGCACACAGCCCUGGAGGCCCCAAUGAGGUCCCCUAA